AUGUAUUCUCUUGUCUAUAAAAGUGAUAAUGGUACUGCAAGCCCAAUAUCCAAUGGUUCUUUAACAUCACCAUUAAAUGAAUAUGUGUUUUAUUCUCAGAAGACAUUUUCUAAAGUUGAUGGUCAAUAUGCAAUUGUCUAUAUUGUAACGGAUAGAUCAAAGUCUUCUGAAUUUACUAUUGAUUAUAACCGUUCUAAAUUUUCCAUGUAUUUACAUUUUAUAAAAGAUAGCACGGACCAAUCAUCAGAACAAAUAUUGCUUUAUCAAUAUUAUGAUAGUCCAUUGAUAGACGUAUUCUUAACCGAUUGUGAGGCUGGCUUUAACUCAUUAGGAUUACAAAGCAAUAUUUGUUUUCUUACAUAUAUUACCUUAGAUGCUAUGGAAUACAUAAAAUUUGUACGAUUCUCAUCAUCUGGUUCAAUAAUUCAAGAAGGUUUUCUUUCAACAAGGUCAAAUACCUCUUUCCAAAAUACUAUUGUUGAAUCUGUGUAUUUUGGAAUAUUACCAUAUGGAGGCGCAAUUGAAUUCAACUUUACUUAUUAUAAUAGUUCAUUAUAUAAUUUUAGUAGUAUAUUAACAUUACAAUUUCGAUCCAAUUUAAAUACUAUAAGUGAUAUAUUAUUUCAAACUAUUAAUGCAAAUUUAGUGAGUCAAGGUAUUUUCGACAACAAUACUAUAUGGGUUGUAUACAGUCCAAAAGUUAAUACAUUUAAUAAUAGUAAAAUAACUACUAUUGAUAUGGAACAUAUUUAUAAUGAUUAUGGUUAUGAAAAUGUCGCAAUUUUGUCCUCUUAUCCUACAUUAAAUAUGACAAUAUCUUUGUCAUAUAAUUCUCAAAUUAAUAUCACUCUUUAUGCUCCAAUAGUUUUAUCUGCUGGAAAUAUUUCUAUUUAUCAAACCGAUAAUUCAAAUAAUUUAUUAUUACCACUUUUAAUAAAAAUUAAUAGUGAUUAUAUGAUUAUUGUUGAUGAUAAUUUUGUCAGAGCAUUAUCUUUUAAUGAACCUUUUUAUGGAAUUAAACAAGGUGUUUGGCAAGUGACAACUCCAAAAUCAUAUAAUUCUAAAGUCUCUGAUUCAACACAAGCCAUUUUACGUCUAAAUUCUGAUGGUUUUUCUUACUUUUCAAAUUAUAAUGAGACUCAAUUUGAUGAUCUUUUACAACAAAUAAAAGAAAGUAUUCCUUUGAUGAAUGAUCGUUUACAAAUAACCCAUAAUAUCCAACCUGAUCCUUCAGAUUUUUCCAAACUUCUGAUUGAAUUUUCAAUUUCUAAAGCAAAUGAUCCCUUAAAUGAGCCAAGUGUAGAUAAUAUUAUCAAUGAUUUAGAAAAAAUAAAUAUAUAA
Molecule: messenger RNA, 1341 nt
Organism: Dentiscutata erythropus
Lineage: Eukaryota; Fungi; Glomeromycota; Glomeromycetes; Diversisporales; Gigasporaceae
Source: the annotation of a GenBank genome assembly